UCCGCGCACGGGGGGGAGGCUGCCGAGUUGCACCGCACCGAGGCCCACGCGCACCACGCCGCGGCCGGCGGUGUCGCGGGCCAGGAGAAGCACGCCACGGCGGCGCACGCGAGGGGCUCCCCAACGUCGGCCGCGGAGGGCUCCAAGGCCCCCGAGGCGGGGGGGGAUGCCUCGGACGCGAGCCCGGGUGCCGAGCCCGAGGAGGACGCCGAGGAGCUGGAUGCCGAGGUGGAGGAGCCCGAGCACGCGGAUGCCGAGGAUGGCGCCGAUGACUUCGAGGGCCCCGUGGAAUUCCACCUGCCCCAGCGCGGCCGCGUGCACGUCGCGGUCGACGCGGCCGGACACGCCGCGGAGGUGAGGCGGGGCGGUGGGCCCGUCAUACGGAGGCACAACCACACCAGCGGCACCGAUUUCGACGACCUGGAGGAGGACUCCUUGGUCGAGGAAGACGCCGACCUGAGGGCGCAAGCCAGGAGGUCGGGCUGGUGGUCGCGGCGCCGCGCGCCCCCGCCGCCGCCGCCGCCGCCAGCCCCGGUGCAUUGCGCGUGGGCGGCGUGGGGUGCGUGGGGAACGUGCAGUGCGACCUGCGGCGAGGGUAAGCAGUCGAGCACGCGCAAAGUCGCCACGGUGCAGAGGAACGGGGGAAAUGCGUGCACGGGCGAGACGGCGAAGACUCAGACGUGCCAGAUCCAGAAGUGCACCACGACCUCAACGACCACCACUACCACAACCUCCACAACCACCACGACGACCACCAAGAAGGUCGUGAAGGCGGGCGCCUCGCGCCCCGCUGGUGGGAUCGCGCUGGCGCUGCUGCUGGUGCUCGGGGCGGCCCGGCCGCUGCUCUGAGGCUCCCAGGGGCGUCGGUGGACUCCAGGCGUGAUCAGAGAUCCAGGCUCAGCUUCUUCGCCGAUGGCUGCCCCGCUCCUCCUCCGCCUCCUCCUCCGACACCUCCUCCUC
This is a messenger RNA of Prorocentrum cordatum, 960 nucleotides long. Lineage: Eukaryota; Dinophyceae; Prorocentrales; Prorocentraceae. The record is from the annotation of a GenBank genome assembly.